GGCGCACUUACGAGGCGAUGCGUCUAGCCCUAACCCUAUUAGGUAUCCUGGAGUGACUUUCGUCGACUUAUCCCGCGCGGCAGAGUGAAGUUUGCUGUUGCCUUCGGGUACUUUUAGUGCUAGCUGUCAAAAUGUCACCUCAUUGUUUUCCAAAAUUUUCCACGCUGACGUUCGUUUUGAAGGGAGGGUGCCGCCGGGUCGUUCCUCACUGUUGCCUACGAUGAGCGGAAACUACGCCACGCCCCCACCUCAGAGCGCCACGCAGGAGACCACACUGGGUCAGAGCAAUGGGUUCGUGGAUGGAUCCUACCCAUGCGGCUCGCUCUUCGGCAUCCCGCUGCGCGUCCACAAGCUCUUCGUCGCCUACAUUGUUAUCGUAAGCGUCCUGGGCUUCAUCCAGGGCGGACUGGAGGGUGACUCGGAGUACGGCUUCAUGCUCUUCCUCGUUAACGGCCCGAUUCUGUUCGGAACCGUCCUCAUUCACGAGCUCGGCCACUGCUGGGCGACGUAUCGGGUCGGGGGCACGGUCGAGGGCAUCCUGCUGUGGCCCCUCGGAGGACUCGCGUUCAUCGGCCACUCGGGCGAGGCGAAGGAGGACUUGUUCGUCUCCGUCGCGGGUCCCCUCACCCACAUCCCGCAGAUGAUCGUGUGGGUCAUCCUUCUCGCCGCGUCCGCGGACGGCGACGCGACGCUCACCUUCAGCGGCGCCUUCUUCGCGGACUUGUGCAGGCACGCCAUCGUCAUCAACCUCUCGCUGUUCCUGUUCAACCUCUUUUGCCCGGCGUACCCGCUGGAUGGCGGGCGUAUUCUCGUCAGCUGCAUGCUCCUCUGCGGCGUGCCCGUCGGAACCACCGCGAACAUCACCGUCGCAGUGUCCGCCGUCUUCGGGCUCCUCAUCGUCUGCCUCGGCGCCGUCUACCUGAACUUCCUGACCAUAUUCGUCGGCGGCUGGGUGUGCAACCAGGCGUGGGAGCUGUACCAGAUCGUCAGGCAAGGGAGGUUGGACCUGCACCCGAUAUUCCACAAGUACGCCAACGACGCGAGGUACUCGGGCAGCGCUGGCUCGGCGGGCAAUAAUGGAAGCAUCUCGAGCGCGCUCGGCGGCAGGGUGUGAUGAACGCCACAUUGAAAGUCUCUGCUGUAAAAUACAAGUUGCGUAAGGUGG
Micromonas commoda is the source of this 1165-nucleotide messenger RNA. RefSeq lists its product with no specific name. The record is from RefSeq and is a predicted model, not a curated record. The transcript has a single exon. Lineage: Eukaryota; Viridiplantae; Chlorophyta; Mamiellophyceae; Mamiellales; Mamiellaceae. The coding region runs from base 221 to 1114 and encodes 297 amino acids.